GGUGGCUCAUCGGUGGGGGUCCGGGUGUUCGCGGUCGGCCGCUACCAGGUCACCCUGGAGGAGUCCCUGGCCGAAGGUGGAUUCUCCACAGUUUUCCUGGUGCGGACUCAUAGUGGAGUCCGAUGUGCAUUGAAGCGAAUGUAUGUCAAUAACAUGCCAGACCUCAACAUUUGUAAAAGGGAAAUUACCAUAAUGAAAGAGCUGUCUGGUCACAAAAAUAUUGUGGGUUAUUUGGACUGUGCUGUUAAUUCCAUUAGUGAUAAUGUAUGGGAAGUGCUCAUCUUAAUGGAAUAUUGUCGAUCUGGACAGGUAGUGAAUCAGAUGAAUAAGAAGCUGCAGACAGGUUUUACGGAAUCAGAAGUGUUGCAAAUAUUCUGUGAUACCUGUGAAGCUGUUGCAAGGUUGCAUCAGUGUAAGACUCCGAUAAUUCACCGGGAUCUGAAGGUAGAAAAUAUUUUGUUGAAUGAUGGUGGAAACUAUGUACUUUGUGACUUUGGCAGUGCCACUAAUAAAUUUCUUAAUCCUCAAAAAGAUGGAGUUAAUACAGUAGAAGAAGAAAUUAAAAAGUAUACGACUUUGUCAUACAGAGCCCCUGAAAUGAUCAACCUUUAUGGAGGGAAACCCAUCACCACCAAGGCUGAUAUCUGGGCACUGGGAUGUUUACUCUAUAAACUUUGUUUCUUCACUCUUCCUUUUGGUGAGAGUCAGGUUGCCAUCUGUGAUGGCAGCUUCACCAUCCCAGACAAUUCUCGUUACUCCCAUAACAUACAUUGCUUAAUAAGGUUCAUGCUUGAACCAGAUCCAGAGUGUAGACCUGAUAUAUUUCAAGUGUCAUAUUUUGCAUUUAAAUUUGCCAAAAAGGAUUGUCCAAUCUCCAACAUCAAUAAUUCUUCUAUUCCUUCAGCUCUUCCUGAACCGAUGACAGCUAGUGAAGCAGCUACUAGGAGAAACCAAAUAAAAGCCAGAAUAACAGAUACCAUUGGACCAACAGAAACCUCAAUUGCACCAAGACAAAGACCAAAGGCCAACUCUACUACUGCCACUCCUAGUGUGCUGACCAUUCAAAGUUCAGUAACACCUGUUAAAGUCCUUGCUCCUGGUGAAUUCAGUAACCACAGACCAAAAGGAGUACUGAGACCUGGAAAUGACCCUGAAAUUUUAUUGGAUCAGGGAUCUCCUCAGCAGCCACCACAGCAGCAUAGAGUACUUCAACAACUACAACAGGGAGAUUGGAGAUUACAGCAACUUCAUUUACAGCAUCGUCAUCCUCACCAGCAGCAACAGCAGCAUCAGCAGCAUCAGCAGCAUCAACUACUUCAGGAUGCUUAUAUGCAGCAGUAUCAACGUGCAAUGCAGCAGCAACAGAUAUUUCAACAACAGUUUUUAAUGCAUUCAGUAUAUCAGUCACAACCUUCUGCAUCACAGUAUCCUACAAUGAUGCAGCAGUAUCAGCAGGCUUUUUUGCAGCAACAGAUGCUAGCUCAACAUCAGCAGUCUCAGCAACAGACAUCACCUGAAUAUCUUACCUCUCCUCAAGAGUUCUCAUCAGCCUUAGUUUCUUACACUUCGUCACUUCCAGCUCAAGUUGGAACCAUAAUGGACUCCUCUUACAGUGCCAAUAGGUCAGUUGCUGAUAAAGAUGCAGUUGCAAAUUUUACAAAUCAGAAGAACAUCAGUAACCCACCUGAUAUGUCAGGGUGGAAUCCUUUUGGAGAGGAUAAUUUCUCCAAGUUGACAGAAGAGGAACUGCUGGACAGAGAGUUUGACCUUCUAAGAUCAAACAGGUUCGAGGAGAGAGCAUCCUCAGAUAAGAAUGUAGACCCACUCUCUGCUCCACAUAACCAUCCUCCAGAAGAUCCUUUUGGUUCUGUUCCUUUCAUUUCUCAUUCAGGUUCUUCUGAAAAGAAAGUUGAACAUUUGCCCAUGAAUCAAGAAAAUAGCACUGCCAACCCUGUCAGGAACAGAAAAGCAAGCCCAGUAUCUAAAGAGCAGCGGUCUGGAAAGAAAACCUCAGAGAAUUCAUCAGUACAGGGUCAAGUACAGAAGGGGAAUGAUGAAUCUGAAAGUGAUUUUGAAUCAGAUCCCCCUUCUCCUAAGAGUAGUGAAGAGGAAGAACAGGAGGAUGAAGAAGUUCUUCAGGGAGAACAAGGAGAUUUUAAUGAUGAUGAUACUGAACCAGAAAAUCUGGGUCAUAGGCCUCUCCUUAUGGAUUCUGAAGAUGAGGAAGAAGAAGAGAAACAUAGUUCUGAUUCUGAUUAUGAGCAGGCUAAAGCAAAGUACAGUGAGGUAAGCCCUGUAUACAGAGACGAAUCUGGCAGUGGACCAACCCAAGAUCCUAAUACAACACUCCUCACCCCAAUGCAAUCACCCUCUGAUGUUGGGGUGGAGACUCCCAAACAGGAGUUUGAUGUAUUUGGCGCUGUCCCCUUCUUCGCAGUGCAUGCUCAACCUCAGCAAGGAGAGGAUGAAAAGAACUUCUCUCAACAGAGGCUUCCUACUGUGGGACUACAGCAAGAGGAAUUUGAUGUAUUCACAAAGGCGCCCUUUAGCAGGAAAGUGAAUGUACAAGACUGCCGUGCGGUAGGACCUGAUGCACAUACUCUCCCUGAUUGUCCCAAAGGUGUAGAUAUAUUUGGCUCCACUCCAUUUCAGCCCUUUCCCACAUCAACAAAUAAAAGUGAAAGUAACGACCUUUUUGGGCUUGUGCCCUUUGAGGAAAUAACUGGGGGUGAGCAGCAAAAGGUCAAACAGCGCAGCUUACAGAAACUGUCCUCUCGCCAAAGGCGCACAAAGCAGGACAUGUCCAAAAGUAAUGGGAAGCGGCACCAUGGCACGCCAACUAGCACAAAGAAGACUUUGAAGCCUACCUACCGCACUCCGGAGAGGGCUCGGAGGCACAAAAAAGUGGGCCGCCGAGACUCUCAAAGCAGCAAUGAAUUUUUAACCAUCUCGGACUCCAAGGAGAACAUCAGCGUUGCACUGACUGACGGGAAGGACAGGGGAAAUGUUCUACAACCUGAGGAGAGUCUGUUGGACCCUUUUGGUGCCAAGCCCUUCCAUCCUCCAGACCUGCCAUGGCACCCUUCACAUCAGGGCCUGAGCGACAUCCGUGCUGAUCAUAAUACUGUCCUACCUGGGCGGUCAAGACAGAAUUCACUACAUGGAUCAUUCCAUAGUGCAGAUGCAUUGAGAAUGGAUGAUUUUGGUGCUGUGCCCUUUACAGAACUUGUGGUGCAAAGUAUCACUCCACAUCAGUCCCAACAGUCCCAACCAGUCGAAUUAGACCCAUUUGGUGCUGCUCCAUUUCCUUCUAAACAAUAGAUACUUCUGAUGGAGUCUUGGCAUUAACUCCUGUUUCAAAAAAGUAUAAAUAAUUUUAUGAAUUUUAAA
Messenger RNA from Galeopterus variegatus (Sunda flying lemur), 3390 nucleotides. RefSeq names its product BMP2 inducible kinase (gene BMP2K). Lineage: Eukaryota; Metazoa; Chordata; Mammalia; Dermoptera; Cynocephalidae. The record is from RefSeq and is a predicted model, not a curated record. The transcript has 16 exons. Gene Ontology annotation, molecular function: protein kinase activity; ATP binding. Bases 139 to 3321 code for a protein of 1060 amino acids. Gene Ontology annotation, biological process: protein phosphorylation.